UUAAGCUCGUAUACCCGAGUUGCUAAUAGAAUGGUCAGCAAUCAGUUAGAAUUAUUGAGUAUAUUACUGACGGAGUUGAUCUAGAUAGGUAGCACUGGGCCGGGCACCCCCCUAAAAAGAAAAGAAAAAAAAAAAAAAAAACUUAAAAUUCACGAAACCCAGGGCGAGAGUGUGACUGUGUGAGUGAAGAUGGCACCACUGAAAUCACUGGAACCGGAGUAUCCAAUAAUAGACGUCAAUUUCCAAAACUUUUGCGCUUCUCACGCCAUUUUCUCAGUGGAAGAUUUCGUUCUACAUGACCUCUAUCAGUUGGCUGCAUUUGCUGAGCAGCAGCCUACUUCAGAGAGAUUGAAGGAGGGAAUUACUCAAGUCCUCAAUAUAAUAGAUAAUCUGCAUCAACCAUGGUUGAAUGGGUUGGAGUUGUUGGAAGAUUCUCUGCAGAAUAAACAGGUUUUGUCAACUGGGUUUGAAGGGGUUGAUUUGCUUCUUCAAGGUGGAUUGCGUGAGGGACAAUUAACGGAAUUAGUUGGCCCAUCAUCAUCUGGUAAAACACAAUUUUGUCUUCAAACUGCCGCAAAUGUUGCAGUCAAGAAUAUGGGCUAUGUAGCAUACUUAGAUACAGGCAACUCUUUUUCACCUCAACGCAUUGCACACUUUGUGGGGCAGAUCUCUGAGUCUGCCUUUAACCAGACUAAACAAAAGAUCAUUCAAAAAGCAAUGAGUAGCAUUUUAUGUCACUCAGUGUUUGACAUCUUCUCUAUGUUUGAUGUGCUACGUCAGCUUGAGUUUGAUUUGAGAUCUCAGAUGGACAGAGGAGAGUAUCGGGUGCCAUUGCUUAUCGUUGAUUCAAUCUCAUCACUGAUUUCCCCAGUCCUUGGAGGCAGUGGUUCACAGGGACGGGCUUUGAUGAUAUCUGCUGGAUUUCUGCUAAAGAAGUUAGCCCAUGAGUAUAAUCUUGCAGUCCUGGUGACCAAUCACACAGUGGGUGGUGAGGGAGGUCUUGCUAAACCAGCGCUUGGAGAGAGUUGGAAGAGCGUCCCACAUGUGAGGCUGUUUCUCUCCCGUAACCGUGGAAGCAAUAUUUGCAAUAUGUCCAUUUUAAAACACCCAUCAAUGGCUUCUGGCAAGGUAGCAGACUUUCAGAUUGAGUUAUGACUAAUGACAUGUUUUAUAACCUGGACAUAAAGGUAUAAUAGGGAUAACAAUAGACAAUAGUGUUGUAAAAAUGAACUGUUUUGGUUUUUAUAC
Pistacia vera is the source of this 1248-nucleotide messenger RNA. Its product is annotated as DNA repair protein RAD51 homolog 4. Lineage: Eukaryota; Viridiplantae; Streptophyta; Magnoliopsida; Sapindales; Anacardiaceae. Gene Ontology annotation, molecular function: ATP binding; ATP hydrolysis activity; four-way junction DNA binding. The transcript is spliced from 10 exons. The record is from RefSeq and is a predicted model, not a curated record. Gene Ontology annotation, cellular component: Rad51B-Rad51C-Rad51D-XRCC2 complex; centrosome; replication fork. Bases 190 to 1155 code for a protein of 321 amino acids. Gene Ontology annotation, biological process: reciprocal meiotic recombination; double-strand break repair via homologous recombination; telomere maintenance.